This is a messenger RNA of Plutella xylostella (diamondback moth), 986 nucleotides long. Its product is annotated as dual specificity protein phosphatase 13B. Gene Ontology annotation, cellular component: cytoplasm. Gene Ontology annotation, molecular function: MAP kinase phosphatase activity; protein tyrosine/serine/threonine phosphatase activity. Lineage: Eukaryota; Metazoa; Arthropoda; Insecta; Lepidoptera; Plutellidae. The record is from RefSeq and is a predicted model, not a curated record. Gene Ontology annotation, biological process: protein dephosphorylation; negative regulation of MAPK cascade.
UCAUGAAUUUGAGUUAGUCUGUGAAAAGUAGCGGAGCGAGCAAGACGAGUGCUUCUUUGCUCCCUUGUUUUUAAAUUUGAAUUAAAAUUAAUUAUCUUUGUAUCUUUAAAUACUUUUGUAUUUAUCGUAGUUUACAUUCUCGAUAAUUGUGAAAAUUUUACGAUGAGCUAUUACAGGGACACGUUAUUUAUUCCAUCAAGCAGAGUGAGGUACCAUGGCUCGAACUAUUCAAGUUCGGCACCCAGACAGUCAAUCCAGUAUUCAAUGUUUCCGAGAUCACACUCGUACUGUGCCGCAACUGAGCAACGUGUAGGAUCCUAUCUGAGGACGCUUAUGAGUUUCGGCUCGUCGACGUCGUCGUCCAUGCUGAGCUCGCUGUCGGCCAUCCGGGGCCGGCCCUCGGCCUACGCGGAGAGCAUCUACACGUCUGCCCCGGACAUGAACGAGGUCUAUCCGGGACUGUUCGUUGGAGACGCCGUGGCAGCCAAAGACAAGAACUUCCUCCGUCGCAUGGGUAUCACACACGUGCUGAACACAGCUGAAGGGAAGCGCUUCACCCAAGUGGACACCGACCACCUAUACUACCGCGACACUAGCAUACGGUACAAGGGCUUCCCCAUGAUGGACAUGCCGUCCACCGACAUCGCCAAGUACUUCUACAUAGCGGCGAAUUUCAUCGAUGAGGGGAUCUCGGGAGGUCGCGUGCUAGUGCACUGCAUGAUGGGCGUCUCCCGCUCAGCCACGUGCGCCAUCGCCUUCCUCAUGAUCAAGCGGGGAAUGACGCUGACAGAGGCUCUCUCGCUCUGCCGCGCCCGCCGUGACAUCCACCCCAACGAGGGCUUCCUGAGACAGCUGCAGCAGCUCGACCGCGAGCUGCGUCUCCAGCGGGUGCGCUGACCUCGACGCGAGGGUAUCUUCCAUGCCAUACACAGUUUUCUGAGUAAGUGAGUUAGGGGUUUGAGUUGGGGAGGAUUGAGGUGUGUUGG